This is a messenger RNA of Molossus molossus (Pallas's mastiff bat), 1465 nucleotides long. RefSeq names its product N-acetyllactosaminide alpha-1,3-galactosyltransferase-like. The record is from RefSeq and is a predicted model, not a curated record. Gene Ontology annotation, cellular component: vesicle; Golgi apparatus; membrane. The coding region runs from base 470 to 1465 and encodes 331 amino acids. Lineage: Eukaryota; Metazoa; Chordata; Mammalia; Chiroptera; Molossidae. Gene Ontology annotation, biological process: carbohydrate metabolic process. Gene Ontology annotation, molecular function: hexosyltransferase activity. The transcript has 6 exons.
CCCAAUAAAGUAUACAAUUAAACUAUGUUUUAUUUUAUGUAAAUUAUACUUCAUUUAAAAAUGUAUUAUAAAGCUUUAAAAAACCUACAAAAGACUUAAAUGAUCCUGUUUUGUUUUGUUUUUAAUGGGACAAAUUCCAAUCCCCUGGUCAUGACAAAGAGAAGAUACAGGCAUGUGAAUUGUUAUGAUUGCAACUAUCUAGUUCUUUCAUCAUCAAAAGAGAAUCUGAUGACAUCAUCAUUCACAGAAGACUGAAAUAAUAAACACAAAAACUGGAGAGCACCAUAGAACCAACAAUAGAUCAUCUGAGUUAUGAUUUUUGAAAGGUCUCAAAAGUUCCUGCUUGAAAACUGUCUGCCCUCUUAAGAUCUCCACAUGUCCUUCCAAAUCAAUGCACCAUAAAUGUUAAGUCUUCAAGGAAGAAACUGUAUAAAAUUCCAAUGUGAUCUUAGGGAAACAAAAGUAAAGGAUGAAACACAAAAGAAAAAAACUUAUGUUGUUAUUGCUUUUAUUGUCUCUAUGGGCCUUGCAAAGAGAGUAUAAAUUCAGCACAAAGAAACUACAGAGGAUAUAUCAGUGUUGGUCUGGGAAUAAUCAACCAGAAUUAAAGCUCUCAGACUGGUUUUCUCCCAGAGCACCCACAAAUGUAACUAACAACUGGCUAGCUCCAGUUGUGUGGCAUGGCACUUACAAAGAAAACGUGUUGGAAAAGUAUUAUGCAAAUCAUAAAAUUACUGUGGGGCUGACUGUGUUUGCUGUGGGAAGAUAUAUUGAUUUCUAUUUGUUCAACUUUAUAGUAUCUGCUAAUAAGUAUUUUAUGGUUGGCCAGAAAGUCAUACUUUAUGUCCUGACAGAUGACUUCUCAAAGGUGCCUUGGAUACAGCUGAGUCCCCUCUGGACAAUCAAAGUUUUUGAAAUCAAGCGAGAGAAGAGAUGGCAAGAUGUUAGUAUGAUGCGCAUGAAGACCAUUAGUGAACAUAUUGUAGAUCACAUUCAGUAUGAAGUUGACUUCCUCUUCUGCAUGGAUGUGGAUCAAGUCUUCACACAGAAAUAUGGGUUGGAGACCCUGGGGGAGUCAGUAGCUCAGUUGCAUUGUUAUUGGUAUAACGCACAUUCUAUAGAGGUACCUUAUGAGAGAAAUCAGUCAUCAGAAGCAUAUAUACCUAUUGGUAAGGGAGACUUUUACUACCAUGCUGCUGUAUUUGGUGGCACUCCCAUUCACGUUCUCAACAUUACCAAGGAGUGCUUCAAAGGAGUCAUGAUUGAUAAGAAAAAUAACAUCGAAGCAGUAUGGCAUGAAGAAAGUCAUUUAAACAAGUAUUUCUUUCUCCAUAAACCCACUAAACUCUUAUCUCCAGAAUAUAACUGGGAUGCUCAUGCAAAACAUACUGGUGAAAUUAGAGCUAAAAAAAUCCUUUGGGCUCCUAAGUAUUAUAACAUUCUUAGAGCAACACAGAAUAUUUAA